Lachancea dasiensis is the source of this 858-nucleotide messenger RNA. NCBI's taxonomy places the organism in Eukaryota, Fungi, Ascomycota, Saccharomycetes, Saccharomycetales, Saccharomycetaceae. The record is from the annotation of a GenBank genome assembly.
AUGAUAAAUGCGAAUGUAGCCAGACGUGCACUGCCGGCAUUAACCACAGCGUCGUCCAGCGGCGCUUCCACAGCCUCCGCAACUGGGGACACAAGCACCUCCACAUCUUCAUAUGCCGUGCCGACCAUCACUCCGCCCUCGGCAAAGGGAAACCCCCACAUAUGGACAUCUGACAAACCCUCGGGAACUGUAUUCAUAGCAGUAGGGUCGGUUGUUGGGUCCAUUUUAUUGGCCAUUGUGCUGAUGUAUCUUGUUUCCGCUUAUAUCUCACGUCGGCACACAGAAAAGCAGCGUUACGACGUUAUAGACUCCGAAUUCCAAUCAUACAUGAAUUCACAUAGUGGCGGGAUGUUUGACCACGAGAAAUUUCAGUUUGGCGUGGGCAAGAAAAGAUCCUCUCGCAUGAGUCCCACUCGUAGCACAAUCCGUCUGCUGGAUGCCCAAGAGCCGUCUGAACAACCACUCGCACUUUCACCUCAUGCAUCUAACACUUCAAUACCACAGGAGUUGUAUUCGUCUCUUCAAGAUCAAAAUGCUGCUCUCAACCGAAAGUCGUUGUUUAUCUCCCCGACCGUGGAAAUCGUCAACCAGCAACGCAAGGCCGUUCUACAGAAUGGCAAUAAUUCUUCGCCUUCAUUAAUAUCUGAACCAGGAUCCGACCUCAGUAAGCCCGAACGAGCAGCAUCCCCGGAGAGAAGAAAAGCCCCCCAAACGAGACACAAAUCUAAUCUCAGUUCUUCAGUUGUUUCUGCCAAGAGUAGCAGUAACUCUCCCGAGAACAUCCAGUUGCAAGACUCGGCAAUACAGAGAGCGAAGGUACCCUCGCAGUAUUUGGAAGAACUACUUGAACACAACUGA